GUGGGGGAGAUCUAUUGACCCUAUAGAUAUAUUAGCAUCAGGGAGACAGGGCAAAGGUUUCACCCUUCAGUUCGGUCCCCAAUCCCUGCUUAUUAUUUCCCUAACAGAAGACCAUCCCCCUUGCCACUCCCUGGUUUUUCUUCUCUGGCAGCAAUGAAGCAGCUGCUGACCCAGCUCUAGUUUUCGGGAAGUCAGAUGACCUUUUCCCUCCCGCGGCUCUCUACCUCUCGCUGCCCCUAGGGAGGACACCAUGGGCCCACUGAUGGUUCUUUUUUGCCUGCUGUUCGUGUACACAGGUCUGGCAGACUCGGCUCCCUCCUGCCCUCAGAACGUGAAUAUCUCGGGUGGCACCUUCACCCUCAGCCAUGGCUGGGCUCCUGGGAGCCUUCUCACCUACUCCUGCCCCCAGGGCCUGUACCCAUCCCCAGCAUCACGGCUGUGCAAGAGCAGUGGACAGUGGCAGACCCCAGGAGCCACCCGGUCUCUGUCUAAGGCGGUCUGCAAACCUGUGCGCUGUCCAGCCCCUGUCUCCUUUGAGAAUGGCAUUUAUACCCCACGGCUGGGGUCCUACCCCGUGGGUGGCAAUGUGAGCUUCGAGUGUGAGGAUGGCUUCAUAUUGCGGGGCUCGCCUGUGCGUCACUGUUGCCCCAACGGCAUGUGGGAUGGAGAAACAGCUGUGUGUGAUAAUGGGGAGUCUAGCUCUUGUUGCCCAGGCUGGAGUGCAAUGGCGCAAUCUCAGCUCACCGCAACAUCUGCCUCCCGGGUUCAAGUGACUCUCCUGCCUCAGCCUCCCAAGAAGCUGGGAUUACGGCAUGCGCCACCAUGCCUCGCUGGCCACUGCCCCAACCCAGGCAUUUCACUGGGCGCAGUGCGGACAGGUUCCCGCUUUGGUCAUGGGGACAAGGUCCGCUAUCGCUGCUCCUCGAAUCUUGUGCUCACGGGGUCUUCGGAGCGGGAGUGCCAGGGCAACGGGGUCUGGAGUGGAACGGAGCCCAUCUGCCGCCAACCCUACUCUUAUGACUUCCCUGAGGACGUGGCCCCUGCCCUGGGCACUUCCUUCUCCCACAUGCUUGGGGCCACCAAUCCCACCCAGAAGACAAAGGAAAGCCUGGGCCGUAAAAUCCAAAUCCAGCGCUCUGGUCAUCUGAACCUCUACCUGCUCCUGGACUGUUCGCAGAGUGUGUCGGAAAAUGACUUUCUCAUCUUCAAGGAGAGUGCCUCCCUCAUGGUGGACAGGAUCUUCAGCUUUGAGAUCAAUGUGAGUGUUGCCAUUAUCACCUUUGCCUCCAAGCCCAAAGUCCUCAUGUCUGUCCUGAACGACAACUCCCGGGAUAUGACUGAGGUGAUCAGCAGCCUGGAAAAUGCCAACUAUAAAGAUCAUGAAAAUGGAACUGGGACUAACACUUACGCGGCCUUAAACAGUGUCUAUCUCAUGAUGAACAACCAAAUGCGAAUCCUUGGCAUGGAAACGAUGGCCUGGCAGGAAAUCCGACAUGCCAUCAUCCUUCUGACAGAUGGAAAGUCCAAUAUGGGCGGCUCUCCCAAGACAGCUGUUGACCGUAUCAGAGAGAUCCUGAACAUCAACCAGAAGAGGAAUGACUAUCUGGACAUCUAUGCCAUCGGGGUGGGCAAGCUGGAUGUGGACUGGAGAGAACUGAAUGAGCUAGGGUCCAAGAAGGAUGGUGAGAGGCAUGCCUUCAUUCUGCAGGACACAAAGGCUCUGCACCAGGUCUUUGAACAUAUGCUGGAUGUCUCCAAGCUCACAGACACCAUCUGCGGGGUGGGGAACAUGUCAGCAAACGCCUCUGACCAGGAGAGGACACCCUGGCAUGUCACUAUUAAGCCCAAGAGCCAAGAGACCUGCCGGGGGGCCCUCAUCUCCGACCAAUGGGUCCUGACAGCAGCUCAUUGCUUCCGCGAUGGCAACGACCACUCCCUGUGGAGGGUCAAUGUGGGAGACCCCAAAUCCCAGUGGGGCAAAGAAUUCCUUAUUGAGAAGGCGGUGAUCUCCCCAGGGUUUGAUGUCUUUGCCAAAAAGAACCAGGGAAUCCUGGAGUUCUAUGGUGAUGACAUAGCUCUGCUGAAGCUGGCCCAGAAAGUAAAGAUGUCCACCCAUGCCAGGCCCAUCUGCCUUCCCUGCACGAUGGAGGCCAAUCUGGCUCUGCGGAGACCUCAAGGCAGCACCUGUAGGGACCAUGAGAAUGAACUGCUGAACAAACAGAGUGUUCCUGCUCAUUUUGUCGCCUUGAAUGGGAGCAAACUGAACAUUAACCUUAAGAUGGGAGUGGAGUGGACAAGCUGUGCCGAGGUUGUCUCCCAAGAAAAAACCAUGUUCCCCAACUUGACAGAUGUCAGGGAGGUGGUGACAGACCAGUUCCUAUGCAGUGGGACCCAGGAGGAUGAGAGUCCCUGCAAGGGAGAAUCUGGGGGAGCAGUUUUCCUUGAGCGGAGAUUCAGGUUUUUUCAGGUGGGUCUGGUGAGCUGGGGUCUUUACAACCCCUGCCUUGGCUCUGCUGACAAAAACUCCCGCAAAAGGGCCCCUCGUAGCAAGGUCCCGCCGCCACGAGACUUUCACAUCAAUCUCUUCCGCAUGCAGCCCUGGCUGAGGCAGCACCUGGGGGAUGUCCUGAAUUUUUUACCCCUCUAGCCAUGGCCACUGAGCCCUCUGCUGCCCUGCCAGAAUCUGCCGCCCCUCCAUCUUCUACCUCUGAAUGGCCACCCUUAGACCCUGUGAUCCAUCCUGUCUCCUAGCUGAGUAAAUCCGGGUCUCUAGGAUGCCAGAGGCAGCACACACAAGCUGGGAAAUCCUCAGGGCUCCUACCAGCAGGACUGCCUCGCUGCCCCACCUCCCGCUCCUUGGCCUGUCCCCAAAUUCCUUCCCUGGUUGACUUGACUCAUGCUUGUUUCACUUUCACAUGGAAUUUCCCAGUUAUGAAAUUAAUAAAAAUCAAUGGUUUCCA
This is a messenger RNA of Gorilla gorilla gorilla (western lowland gorilla), 2960 nucleotides long. RefSeq names its product complement C2 (gene C2). Gene Ontology annotation, molecular function: serine-type endopeptidase activity. The coding region runs from base 251 to 2647 and encodes 798 amino acids. Gene Ontology annotation, biological process: complement activation; response to bacterium; proteolysis. The record is from RefSeq and is a predicted model, not a curated record. Gene Ontology annotation, cellular component: extracellular exosome; extracellular region. The transcript is spliced from 19 exons. NCBI's taxonomy places the organism in Eukaryota, Metazoa, Chordata, Mammalia, Primates, Hominidae.